AUGCCAAUUGUGAGAGCUCGAGGAACAUCAGUUCGUGAACGAGUUGCGGCAAUCGAGAAAAAUGAUGUGGGAUCCAUGAAAACUUCGAAUUCGGAUAACACGGUUAUCCGAGCAAAGUAUGUGGCUGAUGUUCGAGGGGUCAACAGAUAUCGACAUUUUCAUACGUAAGAUUUUCAUUGAUUCUUUUUCUUGGAAAGAAAAAGCAAAGUUGUAUAUUUCUUGAAAAAAAGAGGGAAAAAUUGAUAAAAUCUGAUGAAUAGAGCCGAAUUAAUAUUGAAUUGAAUUGGUAAACAUGGCAAGGAUUAUACCCGUUUUUUCUAUCUCUUAUAUUCAAAGUGUUCUGAAUAUCUUUAUAACUAAUAACUUAUUCUUGAAUCGUCAUCAACGACUCGAAAAAUACACACAUAUUAUUUUUAGGGGAGAUCGCCGUGAAAUAUUUAUAAAUAAAAAUUGGGAUGCGAUAAAAAUAGCAUUGGAAAUGAAAAUAAAUGAGUUGACGUAACUAUUUUUGGGAUGGACGCGAAUGGAGAGGGGUGAUUAAUAAAUGUUUGCAUUCUAAAUUGGAUAAAUGCCACUUUUUUCAAAAGUUAAUUUUGAAUGCCAGACGUCGGUGUUUUUUGUUCAGAAUUAUGAAAGUUGAUUUGACUCGUAUUGAAUUUUUCAAGUUCACAUUUGAUUUUUUGAAUUUUCGAAAAUAUGAAAAAUCAUAUUGUUUUGAUGAACUUCAAUUUUCUUUUCAAAGUUUAAAUUAUUUUGAAAACAGUUGUUUUUAAAAUUAUUUCAGGCUUGUAAAAACGCUAGAAUAUUGAAAUUUUAAAAAAUUUUCAAUCAUUAGACAUUAUUAUAAUUUAAGUUUUUUCUACUCUGACAUCCUAGAACAAGCUCAACUUCUAAAAACAAAUUCGAAUAAUUUUCAAUACACCACCUACAAUCUAUCCGCAUUUUCCUAAAAUCUUGAAAACGGAAAUUCGUAAGAUUAAAAAAUCAUAUCACAGCCACUUUCUUUCGUUUUUGUAGACCAUUGAUGAAUGAUGUUAAUACUCGCAACAAUAACUACGGCAAAGAUACAACGUCAUCAUCUUCAACCCAAUUGCCGUAUCUGAUCAGACCUGGACAGUAAGAAUUUUUGUUCUGUUCUGUGUUUUUUUGAUAACAAUUGAUGACGUUUGAAUCUUUUGCAGAAUUCAUUACAUUGACCCUGACGAUCGAGACGCCGAAAAUGGAAUGGAAAAAGGUGAGAGACAAAAAAUGAUCUCAUAUCACAGACUACACAUAAAAUGAAUAAAUAAAUUAAUGAAUCACUGUUAAUCUCAACGUCAUUGCCCUCUUCUCUUUCUAUUUUCACAUAAUCCUCAUUUUUCCAGGCAUUAGAAAGAAGAAGAAAAAUGUGACACUUCCCCAACUCAACAAUUCAACAUCAGUUUAUUCAAAACUUGGUCUAAAACCGAAAAAAGAAAAUGAUAUCAUCAGCAAAAGUGAGAUUUUGAAAAUGUUGAAGUAUUUCAAAUAUUGUAUUUUUCAGUAGAAGAACGGGCAAAAACAGCAAUUGAAUUGAAAUCAUCAUCUGAAUCUGACAAUUCGCUGAAAUCGAGUUAUUCUGGAGUUCGACUGAAUGAUAGCCUGACACAAAAAAGUACAGGUGGGAAGAUGUAUAGAAAAAAGAUUAGAAAAAGAUUUAGACAAUCUUUUUGAGGAUUAAAGAAGAUGACUGUUUCUUGUGAUUAUGCCAUUCUUGAAACUUUGAGAUUAACUAGUUUGCACUCGAGAGAAAUCUGAUGGAUGGGACAUUAAAAAUUAGGAGUUAACAAUAUAUUUAACAAAUUUAAAAUGGAGAGCUUUCAAUCCUUUGAAAAUUAGGUUAUCUAACUUUUUUGGGAAUUAAAAACCAGUAAACCAUUUUGUGUAUGCAGAAUUUUAUCUGAAAUGAAAAUGACCAAACCCAACUUUAAUUUUUUAAUCAAAGCUUCCGCAAAAUGUGUUAUUUUCAAAAAAAAAAAAGGAUUUUUCUAUGCUGUUCAUAUUUCAGUUCCUGAUUCAAAUGUUUUUGAAUAAUUUUUCAAAAACCCGUAGAUCAAUUCUGCUAAGCCUUGUUGACAUAAUUCAAAAUUCUGACAUCAACUAGAUCAUGUUCUACAUCAUUUCAAUAUCAAAAUAUCUACAUCACAAUUUUUCCAAAAGAUCUUCCACAUUUUCCUCAUUCUCUCCCUUAAUCAGAAAUGUAUUAAAAUGUUUUUUUUUUCUAGGAACAACUCCUCGUCGCACAUUUGCCUCGUUGGGUCAGCGACAAAAUGGAGUGAUUAUCACACGACCCGUGAAUAAUUCAUUAGAAGUGGCUCUUCCACCAAGGUAUGUAUCAACAAAAUGUUGAUGUGUUUGACUUCUGAUCUUUUUUAUCGCGCCCUCUUCUAUCUUCUUCAUUUUUUUAUAGAUCCAAGUCGGCGCAAGACAUCGAAGCUCGCUUUGAGCCGGAUUACACAAUUGUUCAAGAACCUUCGUUGAACAGUUUGCUUUUAUCAUCACCUGAAUCAAGAGAUAUGGCUACACAAACGGUAAGAAUUUCCGAAAAAAAUAUUAUCAGCAGGUGAAAUUUUUCAGGCUAAUAAAAAUGUCUCAACAGCAAGUGUUGAAUUCUUGAACUGUGUUCGAUCUACUCAAACAGAUUCUGUACCAUAUGUGAUUGUUCCUAGACGGAAAUCUGAAGCACCUAUCAAUCUUCAAGAUGUAUGUGAUCACUAAUUAUCAAUGUGUCAACUUUUAUUAUUUUCAGAUUGAAGAACGGGAAGCGUUGAUGGAAGUUAUUGAAGAUGCUCUUGGUGAAACAUUCGAUCGAUAUUCUCGUGUUCGAACGAAUCAAAUAAUUGCGAACAGUGCUAGAAAACAGGCUCAAAUAUGGCGAGAUGCAAAAGAUUUUCUGGCCAACUCGUUAUUCCCCCAUGCUAUUCAAACAGCUAAUAAAAGUACAAGUAAAAGUAAAACGGCUGCUGAAAUUGUGGCUAAUAUUAAGAUUUAUCCAUAG
Messenger RNA from Caenorhabditis angaria, 3016 nucleotides. NCBI's taxonomy places the organism in Eukaryota, Metazoa, Nematoda, Chromadorea, Rhabditida, Rhabditidae. The record is from the annotation of a GenBank genome assembly.